GUGGCGGCUCCAUGAUUGUACAAUUCAAGAAUUCCAACUUCGAAAUUUAUGAGGAUCGUUACAGGAAUCGUAUAGAAACAUCGAACGAUGAGAUGGAAUUACUGAUCCGGGAUUUGGGAGAGGGAGACAGCGGAGUUUAUCACCAAACCAUUCUUUUUGCAAACAAAAAAACACAGGAAUUUUUAUUUAAUCUCACUGUAUACGAGCCAGUUCCUUCCCCGGUCAUAAAGGAUGAAUUGGAGAAGAAGACGGCCGUCUGGUGUAAUCUUACUCUUCGUUGUUCUGUCCCUUUAAACACAUCAGCACUGUCCAUCAGCUGGCUGUGCAGAUACAAAGACUCUGAAUGCUGUAAUCGGACCGCGUGUGAUAAUAAUAACGGCAGCGCGGUCCAGCUCUCUCUGCAGCCCGGGUCGUGGGAUAUGGAAAUUAUGUGUUUGGUCCAAAAUCCUGCGGAUCGGAAAAACGUGUCCUUUCAUACCCGAAAUAUCUGCCUUCCUUCUGAAAACAAAAGCACAAUGAAAGGUCGCAGUUACCAUAUUUGGAUACCCAUCCUUCUUGGGGUUCUUCUGUUGAUGAUAAUCAUUUUUAGCAAAUGGAAACGAAAAAGGAAAGGAAUUCCAGAAAAUAGGGCCGAUCGGGACGAUGAAUAUUUUGAUGUCGAAACCUUUAGGGGAGGAAGAGACCAGAAUGUGGUGGACAAGAGUGAAGAGAAUGCCUCUACUCAUGAAAUAGUCUACUCGAAAUUGCAACAUCCAGAGCUGUCCUCACCAACGUAGCAGGCAAAGUCUCUAAGAUACGACACAUAUAGACCCCAAGGAACGGGGUGGACUCAGGGCCAAGUGCUGCCGAGGAACUGGUUUUAUUAGAGGCAGCAGAUGAAGAGCCAAUAUAUUCCAACAGGACGGAUCUGCUAAGUAACCAAAGAUACCCCUGGAGAUCAGUGGCAGUACCAGAAACCAAUCGGCAUGGAGCUGGAGAAAGUAGACGGCGCUUGGUGGAGGUUGAUUGGUGGUCUUGCAAUGUCUGAGGUGGUCAAUAGUCAUUGAAACAUAUAUUGUGACUGC
This is a messenger RNA of Spea bombifrons (plains spadefoot toad), 1064 nucleotides long. RefSeq names its product SLAM family member 5-like. Lineage: Eukaryota; Metazoa; Chordata; Amphibia; Anura; Pelobatidae. The record is from RefSeq and is a predicted model, not a curated record. The coding region runs from base 12 to 776 and encodes 254 amino acids. The transcript is spliced from 6 exons.